This is a messenger RNA of Beta vulgaris subsp. vulgaris (sugar beet), 1950 nucleotides long. RefSeq lists its product as hypothetical. The record is from RefSeq and is a predicted model, not a curated record. Lineage: Eukaryota; Viridiplantae; Streptophyta; Magnoliopsida; Caryophyllales; Amaranthaceae. The transcript has 12 exons. Gene Ontology annotation, biological process: protein ubiquitination. Gene Ontology annotation, cellular component: membrane; Cul4A-RING E3 ubiquitin ligase complex. The coding region runs from base 242 to 1621 and encodes 459 amino acids.
CCAUCCUCUCUCAAGUCCCUACAAACCUCCCUCCACAUAUUUCACAUGCCUACAAAAUUUUUCUUCAUAUAUCACUACUAAUACAAAUUGACUCAAAACACUAAGGAACGUUACACCUCUCUUCUUGUAAACUCAGAACUCAGAAGAGAGAAAACUGUGGGAUUUUUUGUUUCCUCUCUCUUUCAGCAGAUUUUCAAAGCAGUAAAAUCAGCAAAAAAAAUUAUAACCGAAAAAAACUCCAAUGGGGACGAAAGCGCUAGUUUUUUAUCUUCUCUCAGCGUUUUCUGUGGCUGUUUUCUCUGUUUUUCUCGUUACUCAUUAUCAACAACAACAUCACCAAUUUACUCAUAUAUCUUCCCUCAAUUCUGCACUUUCUGAUACCCAGAAAGUCUGGCCUAAAUUGGAAUUUGGAUGGAGAAUUGCGGUGGCAAGUUUAAUAGGAUUCUUGGGAUCAGCCUUUGGAACUGUUGGUGGAGUUGGUGGUGGUGGCAUUUUUGUUCCUAUGCUUACAUUAAUUGUUGGGUUUGAUACCAAAUCUGCUGCUGCUCUUUCUAAAUGUAUGAUAAUGGCAGCAUCAGCAUCAUCAGUUUGGUACAAUCUAAGAGUGCAACACCCAACAAAAGAUGUGCCAAUUUUGGAUUAUGAUUUAGCACUUCUUUUCCAGCCCAUGCUUAUGCUUGGUAUCACUGUUGGAGUUGCUCUUAGUGUUGUUUUUCCUUACUGGUUAAUUACUAUUCUCAUCAUAAUUCUUUUCUUAGGCACGUCAUCCAGAUCGUUCUGUAGGGGGAUUAUGAUGUGGAAAGAGGAGACUCUUUUGAAUAAAGAAUUGGCAAAGCGGCAGGAUACAUUUUCUAAUUCCCGUGGCGAACUCCUUAUAGACACAGAGUAUGAGCCCUUAUGUCCUCAGGAAGAAAAAUCACCCAUGCAAGUUAUGUGCUCUAAUCUUAAAUGGAAAAGGUUACUUCUGCUAAUGAUUGUGUGGGUAUCUUUCGUGCUCCUUCAAGUCGUCAAGAACGAUAUUGGAGCAUGUACCACAUGGUAUUGGGUGCUCAAUCUUAUUCAGUUUCCAGUAGCUUUUGGAGUGUUUGGGUAUGAAGCUAUAAAGUUAUGUAAAGAAGGCAGGAAGAGAAAGAUCGCCGGGAACACAGAAACAGUUUGUGAAGCGUCCAUCGAAUUUACACCUCUAACCCUAUGCUUUUGUGCACUCUGUGGUCUCCUUGGAGGCACUGUUGGUGGUCUUCUGGGAUCUGGCGGUGGAUUUAUCCUGGGCCCAUUGCUUUUGGAGAUUGGUGUAAUUCCUCAGGUGGCGAGUGCCACAGCAACUUUCGUGAUGCUCUUUUCAUCAUCCUUGUCUGUGGUUGAGUUUUACAUUCUUAAAAGGUUUCCGAUUACAUAUGCCUUGUAUCUUAUGUCAGUUUCACUUAUGGCUGGCUUUUGGGGACAAUAUUUUGUAAGAAAACUAGUUGCAUUUCUUAAAAGAGCUUCCCUCAUUAUCUUCAUCCUCUCCGGCGUCAUCUUUGCUAGUGCUUUGACUAUGGGGGUUAUCGGGAUUGAGAAGAGCAUUCAGAUGAUUAAUAAUCACGAGUUCAUGGGUUUUUUGGAUUUCUGCUCGAGUCAAUGAUCUUUGAAUGAGUUCAUGAAUGAUGUACAAGUAUUGAAUUGUAUUCAUAUUUGAAACAUUAGUGCAAAAAUCAAAAAAAAAAGAAGUGGCUUGGUUAAUUUUGGUGCAAAGCAAUGGAAAAAUGUUGGUCAAUAUCUUAUUGACUGACUACCCAAAUCAUUGCCGUGAUCAAUAAUGGAGUAUUAUUGUGUGAUUUUGAGUGUCAGCUACUGGCUGACAGUCUUCACACAGUACUACAAUAGCAGUGUAAUUAGCUUCAUGAUUUUGUCGUCCCUUUUCCUUUCCAAUUAUUUAGUGAUCAAAGAACAGGAAUUACUUCUUUUUCUAAA